This is a messenger RNA of Paramecium pentaurelia, 1869 nucleotides long. The record is from the annotation of a GenBank genome assembly. NCBI's taxonomy places the organism in Eukaryota, Ciliophora, Oligohymenophorea, Peniculida, Parameciidae.
UAUGAUCUCUGAAUCAAUAGUGUAUGUUUGGGGAGGUAUAAUCUCUAUUAAACAUUUUAGCUGACAAUGAAGGAUAAUUGGGAUUGGGCAAGAAUAGAGGAUCUUCUUAAUACUAUCAUAUACCAAAGAUUUGUCAUUACAAAAUAGGGUUUAUCUAAGUCUCUUGUGGAAAAGAUCACACUGCUCUUUUGACUUAAAAUGGCCAUGUCUAUACAAUGGGUUGCAAUGAACAUAAUAAAUUAGGACAUGCAACUAAAUAGUCUCUAUAUGCACCUUAAAAAAUAGAAUAAUUAAGCAAGUACAAACUCUGAUAUUAAAAAGAGAGUUAUACAAGUUUCUUGUGGUUAUACUCACACUGCAUGUAUUACAUCUGAUGGAGCUUUAUUUACUUGGGGAGACAAUACUAGUGGUUAAUUAGGAGUCAAAUAAAAUAGUAAUUUAAACAAAGUUAAUACUCUUACAAAUUGUAUUUAAGUUUCAUGUGGCAAUAAACAUACAUUAGUAUUAACAGGUAUUUUAAUAUAUAAAUAAUAUUUAAGAUGCUUAGGAAUGUUUUGGAUUUGGAUUGAAUGAUAAUUCUUAAUUAGGAAUCUAAAGAUUGAAAACAGUUGUAGAACCUACAAAAAUUAAAUUGCCUACCUUAUAAUAGAUAUUUGCAGGUAAUUAAUUUUCAAUGUUCUUAACUCAAGAUGGAAUUGUGUAUAUAUGUGGAUUAGGUUUUGGAAAUUUAUAAAAAUUAAACUAUAAAUGUAAUAAGUUCUACUUAUAAAUAGAAAAAUUUAUUAAAAUAGAUGGGAAGAGUACUCCAAUAGGUUUGACUUCAACAAAUGAAUUAAUCUUUUUUGAAUUAGAUGAAUAGCUUAUGAAUAUCAAAGAUUUUUGUAUGGGGGAAUUAAUUGGAAUGUGUAUAGGAGAUAAAGCUUAUUAAUGGCAAUUUGAUCCAGAAUAGAAAAGAAUUACUCAAUUAAAAUCAAUUGAUCAAUUAUAUUCAAAAUAGUUAAUACAUUUUUCAGCUGGUAAUAGUCAUUUGAUAUGCAUUGAAUAAAAGGGAUCAUCUUCAUUUAUUGAGAGUAUUUGUAGUUCUACUACAACACUAAGAGGGAAACAUGAGGAAAGAAGUAAAAGCAAUUAUAUUGAAAAAUAAGAUGGCAAUUAGAAUUAAAGAAUUUAAUAACUAGAAAAAUAAUUAGAGGAGAAAGAUAGAUUAAUUUAAUAAAUGAAAGUAGAUUACCAAUCUAAAAUAUAAUAGAUGUAAUAAAAAUAAAAAGAAAUGGAGGUUUAAUUGUAAAAUAAGGAUAAAGAAAUAGCGAAAUUGUAAUUAUAUUAUUUGAAAAUAUUAGAACUAUAGAAUUACAUCGUUUAUAAGAAGAUCAUUAGAAUAAGAAUUCAGAUUCAGAAAUAUUAUAAUGUCAUGUACAAGAGGAAAUAAGUGAUGAUGAUGAAAGUGAUGUAAAAGUUUUAAAAAAAUAAACAUCAUUACCCUAUUAGUAACCAACUCUGACUUAUCAUCACACUUCUCAUUCUUAGUUAUAAAACUAUUCAUAUCAAUAGUAAGUGAAGAGUCCUGUUAAAAGCAUAAUUUAAGAAAAUUAAUAUGAAGAUAGUCUGUAGAAAAAUAAAUUCUGUAAAACCGAUCAUGAUAGGGAAGCUAAAUAUUAAUCUUUAGAAAAGUAAAAGAAAAAGGAAGUAUUAAAUGAGAGACCUUAAAGUUUAAUAAGGGAGAAGAGUAAUAAUAAUAAUAAUGAGAAGACGAAUCUUUCUACAAUUAAAUCAAGAUUAACAGAUUUGUAGAAAAAUAAAGAGCAACUUGAAUAAAGAAUGAGACAAUUUGAAGAUCGUCUAAGGGAAAAUAAGUUAUAUACAAAGUGA